Messenger RNA from Amyelois transitella, 1224 nucleotides. RefSeq names its product box C/D snoRNA protein 1. Gene Ontology annotation, cellular component: pre-snoRNP complex; nucleus. Bases 113 to 1204 code for a protein of 363 amino acids. The record is from RefSeq and is a predicted model, not a curated record. Gene Ontology annotation, biological process: maturation of LSU-rRNA from tricistronic rRNA transcript (SSU-rRNA, 5.8S rRNA, LSU-rRNA); snoRNA localization; box C/D snoRNP assembly. The transcript is spliced from 5 exons. Lineage: Eukaryota; Metazoa; Arthropoda; Insecta; Lepidoptera; Pyralidae.
ACCAUGUGUUUUUGACGUUUUCAUUUACCGAAGUAAAUAAAGUUGCUGAAAGUUUUCAUGGGUACCUAUCAUUCGUUAUUUUUUGUGAGCUAAAUAAACGAGAAAGUCUAAUAUGUCUUCGAGCGAAUCAGAGUCGAAUGAAGAAAGGGAACGCAUUUCAAGGCUCGGAGACUGCGAGGUAUGUGGCGAUAAAGAGGCCAUAUAUUCCUGUCCCAAAUGCGAAGUGAAGACAUGCUGUUUGAGCUGUGUAAGGAUCCAUAAAAAGGAGUUGGAAUGUGACGGCGUCCGCGACCGCACCAAGUUUGUUCGGAUGAAAGACUUUACAGACACAGACCUGCUGAGUGAUUACAGGUUGUUGGAGGAAUGUGCGCGGUUCGUGUACAGCGUAAAACGUGAUGAAAAGAAGAGGUUCACUAGAAUUGACAAGGAUUUGCCAAUACAUCUGUUCAAAUUGAAAAUGGCGGCACGAAAAAGAGGUGUAGUUCUCCAAUUCUUAGCUCAAAACUUCUCAAGGCAUGCAUCGAACACUACUCGCUACAACUACAAAGCUAACAUUAUAAACUGGAGAAUUGAGUGGGUGUUUCCCAAUGUGGAAUCGGAUCCUGUCAAAUUUGUUGACGAACGGUGCUCAGAGCAUAAAAAGUUGGCCGAACUUCUGGAUAAAUAUUUGAAUCCUGAUGCGGAACCUUUCGAAGGAUCAAAAUCAUUGAGUUUUUAUAAGUCGGCAGGUUUUAGUGGAGUCAAAGUACUGCUUAGAGCUGAAAAGGUGAAAGGUUCCGCUAGAAAGUUUUUUGAGCUGGAUCCCACAGAGUCGUUGGCGGAGAAUUUGUCCGGCAAAUGCAUUGUGGAAUUCCCCAUCAUAUUUGUGGUACUCAAGGACCAUGCUUACAACUUUGAAAUUAUUACACCAGAAGAUACCUUUCACAACACAGAAGAUAAAAAGCCCGACAAAAGACGAGAAGAUACUGGACUACCCACAAAUGAAAAUGUACCACAGAAUUUUGUUGAAGAGCGACCACUCAACAAAAUACCAUCAAGAAAGCGGCCGUUAUUAACUGAGAAAAUUGCCAAAGAGAAGGAAAUGGAAAUACAGAAAGAGAUAAAAGCGGAGAAGAAGAAGAAACCAAAGAAUCUUCUCUUUACAACUGGUUAUUCUUCAGAAGAGAGCAUUACGGACAAUGACAGUAAUGAGGAAGGUAGUUAGAAUAAGAAUACAGUUUAUGU